AUGGGCCAAUUUCAAGUCCUCCUGACGACAUAUGAGUACAUUAUCAAGGAUCGUCCCAUUCUCAGCAAGAUGAAAUGGGUCCACAUGAUCAUUGAUGAGGGUCAUCGCAUGAAGAACACACAGAGCAAAUUGUCUCAGACCCUCACACAGUACUAUCACUCCCGUUAUCGUCUUAUUCUCACCGGCACUCCACUACAAAAUAACCUUCCCGAGCUGUGGUCACUGUUGAGUUUCGUCUUACCCAAGAUUUUCAACUCUGUCAAGUCAUUCGACGAGUGGUUCAACACACCCUUCGCCAACUCUGGGACAGGGGACAAAAUCGAGCUGAACGAAGAAGAAGCCCUUCUCAUCAUUCGCCGUCUGCACAAAGUCCUUCGCCCCUUCCUGCUUCGUCGUCUCAAGAAAGACGUCGAGAGUGAGCUGCCCGAUAAGGUGGAGAAGGUGAUCAAGAUCCGCAUGAGUGGCCUGCAGAGCCAACUCUACAGGCAAAUGAAGAAGUUCAAGAUGAUUGCUGAUGGUAACGAGUCCAAGGGGAAAUCCGGCGGAGUCAAGGGUCUCAGUAACGAGCUCAUGCAGCUCCGGAAGAUCUGUCAGCACCCCUUCCUGUUCGAGAGCGUCGAGGAUAAGGUCAACCCCUCUGGCAUGAUCGACGACAAACUUAUUCGGUCGUCUGGCAAACUCGAACUACUCUCUCGCGUUCUUCCCAAGUUCUUCCAUACAGGUCACAGAGUCCUCAUCUUCUUCCAGAUGACGAAGGUUAUGGACAUCAUGGAGGACUUCCUGAAGUUCAU
Molecule: messenger RNA, 791 nt
Organism: Coniophora puteana RWD-64-598 SS2
Lineage: Eukaryota; Fungi; Basidiomycota; Agaricomycetes; Boletales; Coniophoraceae
Exons: 2
Biological process (GO): positive regulation of transcription by RNA polymerase II
Cellular component (GO): nucleus
Molecular function (GO): DNA binding; ATP binding; ATP-dependent chromatin remodeler activity
Source: RefSeq, a predicted model, not a curated record